This is a messenger RNA of Impatiens glandulifera, 2363 nucleotides long. RefSeq lists its product as uncharacterized. The transcript has 2 exons. NCBI's taxonomy places the organism in Eukaryota, Viridiplantae, Streptophyta, Magnoliopsida, Ericales, Balsaminaceae. The record is from RefSeq and is a predicted model, not a curated record. Bases 51 to 1703 code for a protein of 550 amino acids.
GUUAUGGCUGUGCGGUUUGCAAGUUUAAUGUGGAUCUAAGAUGCGCAUUCAUGUCCUUUCUUGUUUGUCCUCGCACUCUGCACGACCACGAAUUGACCGCUCAGUUAUUCCCCUUAUCAUUUUUGUGUAGUUUUUGCGGUGAGAAACAUAAAGAAGUAGGUAUGUCCUAUCAGUGCAGAACCUGCUCCUUCUGGAUCCACGAGCAAUGCUACUCACUGCCUCUAAAUAUCACACAUGGCAGUCAUGAUAUGCAUCCGCUUCAGUUAUGUCAUCUACAAGGAGAGGAUUUACCCGAGUGUCUAUGCGGCGUUUGUGUGGAACUGAUAAACGUACAGUUGGGUUUCUAUGUUUGUAAGAGAUGUAAAUACUAUAUUCACAGCAAAUGCUCAACUAAGAAAUGGGAUCCUCCAGUAAUUGAAGAAGAAGAAGAUCAAAUAAAUGACAAAUUGAUCCAAUUUCCGUUGCCUUCUAGUGAGGUAGCACGGAACACGCUAAUCCAAUUUAUUAAAAAUAUAUGUCAAUGGAAGGACGACGAGGAAGAGGAAGAUAAUAUCCUAAUUCACGGCAGCCAUCAUCAUCCACUCACCCUUGACUUUGAUUUAAGCAUGAUUACAGACUUUAGUACAAGUAGAGGUGACUAUAAAGUCUGCAAUGGGUGCAUGCUUCCUCUAUUAAUGAAUGAUGCACCCUUUUAUUGUUGCAACCAGUGUGAUUUCUUUUUACACAAAUGGUGUGCUAAAUUGCCGCCUCAGUUAAAGCACCCGGAUCCGGAUCACACAGACCCAGACCCAGACCCAGACACAUACACAGACACAGACAUAGACACAGACACAAACACAAACACAAACACAGACACAGACACAGAACACACACUAAUCCUACAUGAAAAGCUGGAUGAAUACUUUGGCUUCUUUACAUGCAAAGGUUGUCAGCAGAUCGGGAAUGGGUUUGCCUACAAAUGCAAUAAAUGCAGAGGAUACUACUUGGACGUUAAAUGCGCUGCACUUCCUAGUCGAGUCAAUUACGGGACUCACAAACACCCUUUUCGUCUCAAGUAUGGGAGAACCAUCGGAGGUUGCUUCUCAUGCAGUAAAACCAAUUUCUUUGUUGAGGUAAAUAAUUGGACGUUUUUCAACUCCCUGAGAUCUACUAUCUCAACAUGUUAUACCUCCUUCACAUUUGGUUGUGAUAGAUGUCAUUUUAGCAUUCAUCCCAAAUGUUUGAUAUUGCCAAAAAAAAUUGCUCAUUGGUACGACGAACAUGCAUUAAAAUUGACAGAUCCAGAUCUUUUCAUUAGUAAUGAUAAUCAAGGUGCAUCAGAAUAUCAUUGUGAAUCUUGUGAGAAAAAAAUAGAUCCAGAAAGAUGGAUGUACAACUGUUUUGAAUGUGACCAAUGGGUUCAUGCUAAUUGUGUGCGAAAGAUGUUAGGUCUAUUUUCAAAGCCUAUCAAGUUUGGCGGACUCUAUGAUUCUCAGCUUCAUAAAGAACAUCCCCUAACUUGCAUUUUGCCUGGCGAGGAAUUUCAUUGUUGCAAUGAACAAGGACUUGACAUUUGUCGGACAUUUGGAAUAGGCUUUGAAUGUACAGAAUGCCAAAUUAGGUUUUGUCUAACAUGUUUUAUUUCACAUGUUUCGUUAUGGAGCCUACACUUACAACCAGUUCCGACACAGCCGGGAUUCUUACCUCUCUUCAACAACAACUGACUAAUCCUCAACCACCUUCAACUCAGUUCCUCCAGUCUCCCGGUUUAAUGAUGAUGUACCCAUUUAACAACAAUGGAUCCUUUACAUCACACCAUAUGCCAAUGGGGAUCAUAAGACCAAGUCCACCUUCACCACAGCAGCCGCAAACUAACAAUUCUUCUGGUGGUGGGUAUUAUCAUCCUUCUUCGGGUAUGACUGCACUAUAUCGGCAAAGUCAACCGCCAUCUACACCACAGGUAAACAGACAGUGAGUGACAUCUCUGAUGAAUUCGGAUCGAAUAGAAUAUAGAUCUGGAGAAAUUAAACUUUUCGGAUUUGUAAAUUAAUAGGCAUAUCAUUACCUGUUAUAUUCUCCGUUUAUGCUCUCUUCUUUUCUUUAACUGGAAAUGAAACUUGAAACCCCAUCUCAUCGGGGAUGUGUUUUACUACUGUAAAAUGAUUCCGUAGCCAGCUUGAGCUUAUUAUUAUUAGGACUACAACUGCAAUGUAAAACAAUACUAGAAUCAUAAGUUUUGGCUGAGCUUUUUAGGAUUUUUUUGAUUUUGUUUUGUUUGUUUCUUGGUUGAUGACAGUUAGUUAGUUAGUUUGCUUGCUAUAUUGGGCAGUGAUGGAAGGAUUGAAAUAGAGAUAUUUAGGAUUUGUACGGUUAGGAGUUAUUUG